GUUGCUUUUUCAGUUUCAAUCUCUUUACUGAUAUAAAAAAAAAAUAAAAUAAAAAAUCAGCAUAUAUCCAUUUUCCUCAAACUGACUGACUGACUGUGUGAGCUAGCAUUUGGCAGAAUUGAGAGCUGUUAGCCACGAGUAUUUCCGCGUAUUUUCCUGUAAAACCUGUCUGAUUGGUCUCACCUCCAUUCACUGAAGAUAUAAAAUUACAAUCUUCUUUUACUGACAUUCAGUUACGCAGUGACCAACUGCUCCAAGUGGAGAAUUAUUCGACAGCUUCCUGAACCUGGGUGAAUACAAUGCAGGCUACACACAAAGGCUACUCCUGAAAAGUGGGACAAUUCCCACUUUGCUCGUACAAUCUUUUGCUUCUGAAUCAGAAACUGGACACAGCGGAUCACAGGAUGUGUGAAAUGUAACACGGACUCCAAGGCCGGUAGCCGGCGCACAGGAAACAAAGAUUGCUCCUCACGCGACUGCCGCAGUGGCGCAGAAGAGACCGUUCCGCUUCAGCGCCACCAAAUGUUUUGGACAUCCAGAGAGCACGUGGCGGCGGGGCGGGGCCGCCGACACACCCACGGCUCGUGAAUGGUGCACCGUACGGAAGAAUUCCACCAUCCAGCAAGCAAGGGGAGAGUACAAAAGGGCGAUAUUCCACUCGCAGAAAGAGAGAAGUAUCUCCGAGCAUGUGCGCGAAUUUCUGGCGUGUUUUAUGCAGUUUUGCCGAUGCGUGCCUGUUUGCUAAUCGCUGUUGUGUGUUUUUCGGGUUUCAGGUGACUCUGACGUGAGUGACAGCUCCGCCCCGCCCCCUUGGCUGUAACCGCCGACGGCCAAGACCCUCACCGCCUGAUCGCCCUUCAACCCACACACACACCCACACGCGCACCUACACGCGCACCCCUGUUCACCGAUUGUCUUAAAUAAAUCCCCCAUAACAUUGAAACAGCCUCCUGUGUGUCUGUGCUCCGCCCACCGCUGGCUAAAAUCCCUACACUGGUGGAGGAUGCGGGCAUGAGCACAGACCCACCUGUCUAAAUAAGCGUUUUUUUUUUUUCCCCCUCUCUUUUCCCCAUUUUCCCUCUCCUCCAUUGGGGAUUGUUCAUAAACAUGGAUCCCAUGCUGCAGCACCUUCUGGAGGCCAGUAUUCAGCAGCAAACGGUGGCACAACAGUUUGCCCACAGCCUACAAGCGGUGACACAAGAGCUAGUGGCCCGGAGGACAGCGACUCCUGCAGCUGCUACGCACCUCCCUGAUCCUGGCCGUGAGGUCCAACACCUGCUUCCCCCUCUAAACCCCGAAGACGACAUCGAGGCCUACCUCGAGACCUUUGAGAGCGUCGCCCGCCGCGAAGAGUGGGACCGCGAUGAGUGGCCACGCAUCCUCAGCCCGCUGCUUUCCGGGGAGGCACGCACAGCCUAUUACUCCCUCUCUCCAGAGGAAGCAGCUGACUAUGGAGAGGUAAAGAGGGAGAUCCUGGCAUGGUGUGGGCGAAACCCGCUCCAGGCAGCGGCGGAGUUCCACCGGUGGCGCUACAGGCUGGGAGCCAAGCCACGUGGACAGAUGGACACCCUCCUGCGCCUCACCAAGAGGUGGCUCCAGCCUGACAUGCACUCUGCCACUGAGGUUGUAGAGAGGGUGGCCAUGGACCGGUUCCUGAGGACCUUGCCACCCACAGAACGCCAGGCCGUGGGGAUGCGAGCCCCCGGGACAUCCAGGGAACUAUUCACCGCCCUGGAACACACCCUGACCACCCAGGCACUCGGCAAAGAGGGACAGCACCAGCAAGGCCACCCGGACUAUGGAGCGCCCCAGGACGAGCCCAGCCCGACUGAGCCAGACCACGGGACACUGAAGAAGACCCAGAAAACCUGGCCAGCAGGACGUGUCCUCCCCACGCUGGAUCGGCCAAAAUCGCCGCAGGGAGCGAAGGAAGCACGAGUGCAACAGGCCUACCUGGCCCGAGGCGAGGUGGACGCCGGGACAGACGGUAAGCUGCACACACCUUCUAACCCUCUCUCGUCUGUAUUCCAGCAGGUAAACUGGCAGGGGAACUUUGGCCGAGAGCAGAAAGAGGACAGCCACCUGAAGUAUUGCUUGGCCCAGGUGCGCCAGAUCGAAGGGAUCGACCAGAGCCCGAACCAGAGGCUCCCCUCCUCUUACUUUCUGGUCAAAGGAGACUUACUGUACCACCGGACCAACCGCCGUGGGGAGACCGUGGACCCCUUGGUCGUGUCCAAAGCCAGAACGCAGGCCCUGAUGCACCUGGCCCAUGCCCAUCUGCUUGGGGGCCACCUGGGGGCGAGAAACACCCUGGAGAAGCUGAAGGACCAUUUUGUCUGGCCAGGCAUGGACGCAGAGGUCUGGCGCUUCUGCCAACAAUGCCCCCAGUGCCAACGCACAGCCCCAAGGAAGCCCCUGCCGGCACCACUCAUCCCGCUUCCCAUCAUAGGCAUCCCGUUUGAGAGGAUUGGCAUGGACCUCGUCGGGCCGCUCCCCAGAUCCACCCGAGGGCAUGAGUACAUAUUGGUAAUCGUGGACUAUGCCACCAGAUACCCUGAAGCGGUACCACUGCGUAAAACCACCUCCCGGAACAUCGCCAAAGAACUGGUGCUCCUGUUCAGCUGUGUGAAACACCUAAAGGCAUCGGUCUACUACCAACAAACGGAUGGGCUGGUCGAACGGUUCAACUGGACCUUAAAGCAGCUGUUGCGCCGGGUGGUAGACGAGGAAGGGAGGAACUGGGACCUUCUCCUGCCAUACGUCCUCUUCGCUGUCCGAGAGUGCCCCCAGGCAUCCACGGGCUUCACACCCUUCGAGCUCCUCUUCGGACGGCGGCCGCGUGGACUGCUGGACGUGGCACGGGAAGCCUGGGAAGAACAGCCUCCCCCGUUCCGCUUGGUCAUCGAGUAUGUACAGGAUAUGCAGGAGAAGAUCGACCGAGUGGCCCCGAUCGUCCAGGAACAUAUGAGAGCCGCCCAGGAGGAACAGAAACGAGUGUACAACUGCCCAACGCAACCCUGUGAGUUCUAA
Messenger RNA from Ictalurus furcatus (blue catfish), 3030 nucleotides. RefSeq lists its product as uncharacterized. Gene Ontology annotation, biological process: DNA integration. The transcript has 4 exons. Bases 1108 to 3030 code for a protein of 640 amino acids. The record is from RefSeq and is a predicted model, not a curated record. Lineage: Eukaryota; Metazoa; Chordata; Actinopteri; Siluriformes; Ictaluridae. Gene Ontology annotation, molecular function: nucleic acid binding.